Messenger RNA from Physella acuta, 3746 nucleotides. RefSeq names its product protein SPT2 homolog. Lineage: Eukaryota; Metazoa; Mollusca; Gastropoda; Physidae. Gene Ontology annotation, cellular component: nucleolus. The record is from RefSeq and is a predicted model, not a curated record. Gene Ontology annotation, biological process: transcription by RNA polymerase I; nucleosome assembly. Gene Ontology annotation, molecular function: DNA binding; histone binding.
GUUUUAGGCGAAUCACUGACUUUGUUGUGCUACUGAGUGAGAUAUAGAAUCUAGUUCUACAGCAAUCAACACUCAUUGACUAACCUAUAGAUUCUAGAAUCGAGAUCUAGAUCUAUAAUAUUAAACUAAAUUGUUAAAUUAAACAUGGAUUUUCAUCAAUUAAUGAACAUAGCUGCUUCAAAACAGGAAAACCUGAGCAAAACUAAAGUCGCCCGCUACAGCCUAGAUCUACCUGCACCCAAAAAAGAAGAGAAAAAAACAAAGCCCAAGUCAAAAAUUGUUCAAAGUCUCAUAAAAGAGAAAGAACAGGAAAGAGAGGCAAGUGAAAAAAAAAACGUCUUUAAAAUUCCUAAAAAAACUUCGGUUGAUAAAGACGAAUUUAUAAAAUCUUUAUUUGACGACGGUGAUGGACCAUCAGGCCUGAAGAGUAAACCAAUUGAAGCCACUAAAAUAGCCGAAGUCUCAAGACAUGGGACAGGUGAUUCCAAACAUGGGACAGGUGAUUCCAAACAUGGGACAGGUGAUUCCAAACGUGGGACAGGUGAUUCCAAACAUGGGACAGGUGAUUCCAAACAUGGGACAGGUGAUUCCAAACAUGGGACAGGUGAUUCCAAACAUGGGACAGGUGAUUCCAAACAUGGGACAGGUGAUUCCAAAUUGCGGGCUGGCAAGUCCAAGCUCAUUCCCAACAAACAUGAGAAGCAUAAAGACUUACCUUCUCCCUCUAAUUGCGUGCCCUCUACAACAAUCCAGACAAAACAUGAAGGAUUAUCAGAGAGAGAAAAAAUACUGGCCAAACUGCAAGCCAUUAAACAAAGAACUCUAGAAGCCAUUCAUAAAGAAAAUGCCAUGAAAGGCAGGCGGCCAAAAGGAGAGAAGUCACAGAGAAAGUCAUCUAAAUCUGAUGACAAACAUGAAGACAAAGCAAAGUCAGCUGAAAUAGUUCGAGAUGAUGUGUCCUCUGAUGAUGAACUGGUACCCGCGGCUCUAGAUGUCAUGCUGUCAGAAAGAAAUGCUAAAUUAGAAAAAGAAAAAAUUGCACGCAUGGCCAAACAAGCAUGGGAGAGAGCCACCAAGAAACCAGAAGAAAAAAAUUCAUUGGGUACAUCAAGUCGUAAGUCAUCUUUAAAUUCAUCAAGUCGUAAGUCAUCUUUAAAUUCAUCUAGUCACAAGCUAUCUGUUAUGAAAAAAGCAUCCAAGAAAACAAAACACAAGGACAAAAGUGACUUAAGUAAUCUGAAGUCAUCCUCAAAAAGUGACUUGUCUAUAUUUCCUAAACCUAAGCGUAAUCUGAAGUCAUCGUCAAAGCAAGUGCGGCCGCCUCCUAUGGAUUUUAAAUCUAUUCUAGCCAUGGCUGAAGAAAAACAAAAGGAACCGCCUAAAGCUGUAGUUGUAGUGAAAAAAAAGGAAGAAGAAGAUAGACCUCUUACACAAGAGGAAAAAGAUCGCAAGGAAAGACAAAAAUCCCAAGCCUAUCAGGCUUGGCUAAGGGUUGGUGGGGAGCGGCCAGGUGAGGACCCCCACGCAACCAGCAGCACAUCCGACAAACUCACAGCAGGCAAGAAUGGCUUAGCCAAGAAAUCUGAUUUAACUGGUAAUGGCUUAGCCAAGAAAUCUGAUUUAACUGGCAAUGGCUUAGCCAAGAAAUCUGAUUUAACUGGCAAUGGCUUAGCCAAGAAAUCUGAUUUAACUGGUAAUGGCUUAGCCAAGAAAUCUGUGAAUAAAACUGUUUUAGUUUGUGGCUCACCACAAGACACAAGCAACCCUUUUGAUCGUAUUAUGAAACAAGUUCACAGAAAACGACCAACUGACCAUUCCUCCUCAGAUAUCCCUAAAAAAGUGGGGCGCAUUAUUGAUUCUGAUGAAGACUCUGAUUUGGAUGGAUUUAUUGAUGAUGGGGAUGAUGGGGAACUUGAUUAUUCUAAAGAGAUUCAAAAAUUAUUUGGAUAUAACAAGAACAAAUACAAAGAUGAAGAGGAUGAUGACUUAAAUGACAUGGAGGCUGAUUAUUCUACUGUGAUGAGGGAGGAGAAACGAAGUGCUAAGCUUGGCCUGAUGGAAGACUUGGAGGACAUUAGGAGGGAACAAGAGGAAUUAAAGAGAAAAGCUCUCUUGAAAAAGCGGACUAAAAAAUAGUUAUAAAAACAAGUUUUUGUAUACAAGUUGGUUGCCUACAUAUUGUAUACAAGUUGGUUGCCUGCAUAUUGUAUACAAGUCGGUUGCCUACGUGUUGUAUACAAGUUGGUUGCCUACAUAUUGUAUACAAGUUGGUUGCCUACAUAUUGUAUACAAGUUGGUUGCCUGCAUAUUGUAUACAAGUCGGUUGCCUACGUGUUGUAUACAAGUUGGUUGCCUGCAUGUUGUAUACAAGUUGGUUGCCUACAAGUUGGUUGCCUACAUAUUGUAUACAAGUUGGUUGCCUGCAUAUUGUAUACAAGUCGGUUGCCUACGUGUUGUAUACAAGUUGGUUGCCUGCAUGUUGUAUACAAGUUGGUUGCCUACAAGUUGGUUGCCUGCAUAUUGUAUACAAGUUGGUUGCCUACAAGUUGGUUGCCUACAUAUUGUAUACAAAUUGGUUGCCUACAAAUACUAUACAAGUUAGUUGCCUACAUGUUGUAUACAAGUUGGUUGCCUACAUGUUGUAUACAAGUUGGUUGCCUACAUGUUGUAUACAAGUUGGUUGCCUACAAGUUGGUUGCCUACAUAUUGUAUACAAAUUGGUUGCCUACAAAUACUAUACAAGUUAGUUGCCUACAUGUUGUAUACAAGUUGGUUGCCUACAUGUUGUAUACAAGUUGGUUGCCUACAUGUUGUAUACAAGUUGGUUGCCUACAUGUUGUAUACAAGUUGGCUGCCUUCCUAGAGCUGACAUGUGUACUAUGUUACAGCUGCAGUGAUUUAGCUGGUACACAAUCUGCUAACUCUUAUUAUGUCUAGUGUUUCAUCAAACAACAUGAGAGAUUUGAUGAGCAACCCAAAGCAUUGACUAACUCUUAUUAUGUCUAGUGUUUCAUCAAACAACAUGAGAGAUUUGAUGAGCAACCCAAGGGUUAGGGUUGCAUUCAGAACUGAUUCUUCUACAGGAUUGUUAUUUUAGUUUCUACUUUUUAAUAUCUAAGGCCUUUAAAGCUGUAAUAGUAAAUGGAUAUAGGUUUUAAAAACAUUGAGUACCAUAUUUAAUGUGUCCCAUCUCUUUAUAAUAAGUGUCAGGCAAUCUUUCUGUGGUUAACUGUCAUCUAACCUGACUGAGAUCAGAUGACCUGACUGACUGAGAUCAGAUGACCUGACUGACUGAGAUCAGAUGACCUGACUGAGAUCAGAUGACCUGACUGAGAUCAGAUGACCUGACUGAGAUCAGAUGACCUGACUGAGAUCAGAUGACCUGACUGAGAUCAGAUGACCUGACUGAUUAAGAUCAGAUGACCUGGGUUAUUGCUACUAGCCGCCCCAUUUAGUUAUCGGCUGUCAUGUGUACAUAUAUCUGAUGAGAUUUAAAUGAGACAUUUUUGUGAUUAGAACUAAUCUGGGAAGUUUGAAAGAAAAGCUUCAUCUGGGUCCAAAUGACACAGUGACUAAGUCCAAUAAACUUGUAAAAAAUAGUAGAAAUCUUCUCAACUCAUCCACAGUAACUUAUGAGUAAUUUAUUUUUUACUCUAAGACAAAAUGAUGGUGCAAUAAAACAGCUUGUGACUGUUGGUUUACAAGACUGAUAAUAUGUUCGUGUGAUAGGGGUAGGGGUCGACAUU